AUGUUUAUUGAGAUGGUGCCAGUUACAAAAUUUUUCUAUAAAGAAAUCUUUACUUUUCUUAAAGAAACAGGUGAACAAUAUUAUUACGAUCUUUUUUAUAUGAUUGUUACUAAAUAUCCAUCUAAGAAAAACAUAACACUAAUUAAAAAUAAUCAAUUUAUUUUAAGUUCUAAUCAAUUAGAAAAUCUUAAAUAUCUUUUUAAUUACGUUAAAAAUAAAUAA
Messenger RNA from Hepatospora eriocheir, 222 nucleotides. Lineage: Eukaryota; Fungi; Microsporidia; Hepatosporidae. The record is from the annotation of a GenBank genome assembly.